UCGAACAAGUCCGUCUGUCGAGCAAGUAAACAAAAUAAAUUAUAAUAAGAGCCCAAGACCAGUAACCAGCGCUCAAUUUACCUUCCUCUUCUAUCUCCAUCCAAUCUCCAUCCUCCAGCAUCACUACUCAGUGCUCGUGUGUGUAAUUACUCUAAAUCAUAAAUUAUUAUUUUCUCCUCUCACCUCAAUUCCCUUCUUAAAAAUAACUCAUCAUUUUUCGACAUUUAAAUUUUUAAAAGUCUAUCAGUGUCGUAUUUAAAAAAAGUGGUGUUUAAAUUUAAUUUAAAUUUAUUUACUUUUUCAUUCGAAGUUUUUAUUGCAAUUAAACAUAAAUACAAGCAAGUGUGUUUCUGCGUCCGUGUUUAAAAUGUGUGCUACAUUACAACAUCGUGGCCAGUAUUCGCACGGUCAAAACAUUGCAGUGUAAAAAUUAAUAAAAAAAAAAUAAUGUACACAUGCUGAGACAAUGUUUAUCACCAAGUGUACUGUGAACGUCUAAUCACUUUCCAUUUCUUGGAUUUAAAUAACUCGAACAGUAAUCGAUUAUUUUUUCACUCAAGCAAGACCUUCUUCAACCUCUUGCUCGUCAACUGCAAAAAAAAAAAAUACAAUUAUUUUUUCAUGUGAUUGUGAUGAAACUUUGUACACAUGACCCACUCGUAAAUUUCGACACCGAUCAUCAUGCACUUGGAGUAGUAGCCGCUCAAUUGCAGACCCAUACAUUUUUUAAAUUAUCAAUUAACUUGUAAUUGUACCUAACCAAAGGAUAAUCAUUAGGAUCGUUACUUAUGAUGACAACAAAAAUGCCAGGCUUCACCAGCGGACGUCGCGGAUGGAAGAGGAACGCGCGUCGAGGCGAGCCCGAUCGGUCGUUUUUCGUUGCCGACGGCGAGCAAGAUAAUGGUCGCCUCGACGCACAAUCACAGUGAACUAACUCUGAAUCAACAGCAACAACAAUUUCACUAUCAAGAUAAACAUCUCAGUUAUUACACAAACAACAACAACAAUAAUAAUAAUAAUAUUAAUAACUACAGUAAUUAUCAUCAAAGCCCCGUGUGCCGAAGUAGUCAAUCGGCUCAAGAUAAACGCAGUCGAUUGUCAAACGUAAUAAACAAUUUAAAGCGCAAAGUACCGGAAUCUGUUGUAAGCCGUGAUUGCGUUAAAACGAUUGACAACGAAGACCGAAACAGCGUCGAGAGAAAUCUCGAGACACUGGAAAAAUACGUUAUGACUGUACUAAAUGGAGUAAUAAAAGACGCGGAAACGGAGGGCCGCGUUGGCAGUGGAGGCAUCAAUGGAGUGAUUGAAACCGAGGACUCGAGCAGAUUGAAAGCACCUGCUGACUCCAAGGAGCAGGUUAGAAUAAUUGCUGAUGAAAGUGAUGAAAUAAAUUCUGUUGGUCAUGAGCCCAGCGCUGUCGAACCGGCAGUGCCCGAUGGAAAUAAAAUAGCAGAUAAAAAUGAUAUAUCUGGUAGGAAGGAGGAAGAAGAAAAUAAAAUAGAAGAUGUAGGUACUAGUUAUUGCGAGUUUAAGACGAAUAAACUGCCCGAGGGUAGUAGAGACACUGAAGUAUCUGUUAAAACCAAAGAUUCAAAUGUAUCGUCGUCUUCUUCUUCGUCUUCGUCCUCGUUAAAUGUUACUGCAGCUGCUAUAGAGACACUUGAUGUUAUUGAGUCCAGCUCAGAUAACCCAGACGCUGAUACCGCAAUACUGAAAGCAGUAACAUCGAAAGAUAAUGCUGAUCCAGCGGAUCCAAGUGAGCAUCAAACAGGUGUUAAAUUUUUUAGCAAUAAAUGUAACUUUGUAUCGAGUGAGGAUAUUAGGACUAUAUGCCGUGAUUUGUUGAAUGAUUUAUUAAAUGAUAUCGUCCAGUGUGAACAUUCAGUUGAUAAUCAUCCACCACAGUCGGUAGGAUCGCUAGGUUUCCAUUGCAGUUUGCCACUAGAUAAAGUUGCGCCUGUUCUUAAAUUCUGCGAGCCUGAUGGAUAUCCAGCAUCGUUACAAAUAUCUCCAAAGUCUUCUAUACCAUCUUGUAUUCUUACUCCCAGCCCUACUCCCACUCCUACUCCUACUCCUACUCCUUCUUCUUCAGCUUCCCCAAGUUCAACUUCGUCACCUGCGCCAUCAACUUCUCCUAAGUCAACAUCACCAACAGUAAGACAUUUAUGUCUCUACUGUGACCGUAAGUUUCUAUCGAUUUCACUGCGCCAGAGACACACCGAGCGCGUCCAUCAGCUUAAAGGUGUUGGAAGACGCAGCGAGCGAAAUUCACGUAAGAGCAGUCAAAACUGUCAAUACUGUACCGAUAAGUCUAGCAGUUGUGGUCCUGGUGACAACUUAGAGGGACUGUUUCAGCAUAUGAUUACAUGUCACUCAGAUAAAUAUCAUGCUUGCAUUCCAUGCAGUACCAGGUACUCAACAAAGGAAGCACUAAAUGUACACACCAGAGAUUUUCACAGUAAUAGCAGUGGUACCGUAAAUGUCGAAAGAACAACCUCUUCCUCAGAAUUAUUAGACAGAUCAAAAGACAUUGCCACUGUUAAAGAGUCACUCUGCACUCGAGAUUUGCCAGAGCAGCAGACUCACCAGUCAUACGAUGACAAAAGACGUAUUGAAAUAUCUUCUACAACUGCCACCACCACCAUCACCAAUACUACUACUACAACAACCAUUACAACCACUACCACUGCUGCAACUUCAACAAAGUUAAAUAUAUUUCCACGUCUGCUGGCUAAUAAAGACUUGAGUAAUCCAGCGAGUCCCGAGUUCGACAGCUCUUUUUACAGCAGUGUAAGUUGUAAUAUUCGUGAAAAUCUUCUUCAUCAUAUUGAUGGUAAAUUACUGAGUAAUUCUUCAAUUAAUGAGACUAAGCAAUUGCCUCCUCAACUGCCUCAGCCUCCACCAAAUUCUCAGUCUCAUUCUCAAUCUCAAUCUCAGACUCAAUCCCAGUCCCAACAGCAUUACCAAACGUUCCAUGAACCCGUCAGUCAGAUCCAGUUUCCCAUAGACAUUUCUCUGACUGCAGCCACGCCUGUAGACAGCAAAGAAUAUUCACCGAGCGACAAGUGUGAAAAUUCCAUCAGCAAGUAUGCACAGAAACCCGGUAAAACAAGUCGCUCACACCCACGCAGAGUUUCGUUUGAAAAGUACAACUUCCCGAGGAAGUAUGACGGCAAAGAGCAGUGGACUUGUUCGAUAAAAGACCUCAGUAAGUUUGACAUCUAUACCCAACUAACGUUACGUAAAAAGCAGCAGGUAAUCAAGGAAAAAAUUACACAAAACAGACUGUCUAUUCAACAAUCUAGUUCGUUUUCUAUGAGCAUUACCACUGCGAAUGCCAUCGAUCCCAGCCAGACUGAUUUAAAGGAGGAUCCGAUGAUUGAGUCCAGUGAUGCGGAUGCCACGACACGGUUGACAGAAGAUAAAACUGUAUCUAGUGCUGUUAGUAUUGAUGAUAUCGAUACGAUCAUUACUGAUGCAGAUACAGUUAGCAAGGAAUCUGAUAAAAAUUAUCAUUCGAUUCUACAUUCAAAUAAUUUAAAUUCUGUUAGUACUGAAACGAAUACGGGUAAGAAUGCGGAUAAUAAAAAAUCAAGUACUACUGAAUUUACUCAUGAGUUUAGUAAUUUUAUGAAGUUGAAGCGGUGGGAUGAGUGUUCAGCAGAAGCGGUCAAGACCGAUGAAAUAGUAUAUGCAGAGCUUACGGGCGAAUGGUCAAGACCACGAGUUUAUAUAUGCGGCGCUUGCUCUUCGAGAUACUUGACUUUAAAAGAGAUUGAAGAUCACAAACUACUUGCCCAUCCCCAUGUCUGGUGCUCUCAUUUUGAGUUUACUGGCGAUCAACGUGAGCUUUACAAGCAUUUAUUUUUACCUGGGCACAGUUCAUCUUCUGCUGUUGCGACUCCGACGACUGCGACCUCAGCAAAAGCCAAAAAUCUCGCAGUCGAUGACAGAGUUUGCACAAAGUGCUCUAAACUCUGCUCCACACUGUCGGAGCUUCACAGACACAUGCUGGAGUGCGGCGGCGAUCAGGCCUGGUUACUGGGUCUCUUUGGCAAAGGGAAGAAAAAAUGCAAGUGGCGGCCUUUCGGCAGCCGGAGCAGGAGGCGCCGACAACGAGGGAUGAAGAGAAACAUACAGAAUUCACAGACGACGAGGGUCAAUCAGCCGAGGGAGAAACAACCCAGUGGUCCUAGAGUGCGGCCGAGUGAUCAUGAAAGUAUCCAGAAAAUGUUAGCAAAUUUACCACCCAAGAGAUCAACACGUCGAGACGUACAGGAAACAGCACAAAGCAGACCACGAAAAGUCCAGACAAGAUCAAAACUCUCGGCGGACACUUUGAACACGCGUCUAUCCAGCAAAACGGUCUUGCGAAAUAAGCUACUGAAGAAUGCUAAAUUAUUUCAACGCAAGCGGUGUCGCGGUGAUAAUAUAACUGCCGCAAUAGAGAGUGUUAUUAGUAAUUACAAGUCUACAGAUGCUGUAACCAAUAACCUUGAUAAUAAUAAUGAUAAUAAUAAUAAACAACAGUAUGAUAAUGACGGCGAGAGUAGCAACGGUAGAGGCAGCUGCAUUAACGGAUCUAAAGAAUUAAAGGAGACGGAAAAGUUUGAAAGUUCACCCGAGUCUCAACGUCGUACAUCCGCGGCCGUUCAAGUCAACAAGAAUGCGAAAUUAAAUAAUCGAUCUGGAGAAUUUGUUGGACGAGUUAGGGUUGUUAGUAAAAAGAAAAAUGUUAAAAUUAAUUUUAAACGUACAAAUGCAGCUUUUAAAUCAACUGUCGCUUCCUCAAAUAUUACAAAACAACAACAAGUACAGACGGCUAAUCAAACAAACAAGAUUAAAGGUACAUUAAAGAGAUCAACUAUUAAAACUACUACUGCUUCUGCCAACAGUUUAUUGACACAAAAAAAUGAUACUAUUAAAUUACGUAAAAGAAACACGGGAAAUCCAAGUUUAUCGCACGCAUCGAUUAAAGCUAAAUCGCAAUUACGUAGUCAGGAUGGUAAAUUUGCACGUGAUCCUCAACAAAGUACAUCGUUACGUCGGGGAUCCUCGAGUGUUUCAGUGACUUCUGAAACUAGUAAUAGCCCUCGGAUCCAACACAGUGAUUCUAGUUCAUCACUUGUUACGCGAUCACGUGUUAAAACAAUUGUAGGUAACAGUAAUGAGAAGAAAAAUUCUUCUAUAAAUGGGGAAUUGGUAAAAAGAGUCACCAGAGUGUCUUCCGAUGAUAAAAUGCCCAUCUUGGAGGCUGACGGUCUGACGACUGUCAAGGCGACGGAAGCCGCCGAAAAAUUGUCCGAUCUUCCUAUUUUGUCACCAAUCACUUCAACUUCUCGUAACUCCCGAGCUAAAACAUUCAAUUCAAUGUCCAAAAAUAAUAAUGUGGUGCGUAAUAAAAGUAAAAUUAAUAAUAAUAAUAAUAAUAAUAAUAAUAAUAAUAAUAAUAAUAAUAAUAAUAAUAAUAAUAAUAAUAAUAAUAAUAAUUCCGUUAAAUCAACGGGUGCAAGAGGAAGACAAAAACAAAUAGGCGCUAAAAAAAUAAAUAAAAAUGUUGAUAGUUGUCCAGGUAGUAAUAAUAAUAAUAAUAUUAUUAAUAAUAAUAAUAAUAGCAGUAAUAGUAAUAGUAAUAAUCAUGAAAGCAGUAGUGAGAAAGUAGAAUUAACAGUAGAAGAAAAAGACGAAGUGAGUUUGAAACAAGGCCGGGAUCGUAGAGUAAGAAAAGGGAAGUCUCUUUCACCAAGAGUUUCCUCAGCUACUACUGAUGACAAAGAUGAUUCACUUGUAAAGAGACAGGAUAGUUCUUUGGAAGACACCAAGUUUGCUGACGACAACUCGUCUACUAGCGGUGACAUGAAGAAGAACUCCAAGGCCUUGCUCGUUGGUUCCGAUAAAAAAAGCGAAAUAAACAAAGUCGAGUCACGUAAAGCACGACAGGAACGUCGAGCGGGAUCAUUAGAAGAGCUUUCUAAUUUGCAGCAAGUGCCGCUUGAAGUUAAAAAACUACUGGGUCCAACGGACGACCUUUUCAGUCAGAUAGGUAUCACUCCGCCUGUUAAAGUUUUCAGCGGUCGUGGUCGCGGUCGCGGUCGCCGUCGUCGUGGCCUCAAUCGUUUUAAUGUAACUCGGGUUAAUAACAAAAUAAUUACCCGGCAGAAUAAAAUCAGUGAGAUUAAUAAACAAGAGUCCGCUGAAUUAUCUAAUAAAGCGGGUGAUAAAAUUGAUAAGAGUGUUGGUAGAAAAGUUACGCGAAGUGAAAUGAAGAGUAGCAGCGAAGUGAUUGAUAAGAUAAAAGAAAUAAUUCAUUUACCGGAAAAAAUAUCUGCAGCUGAUGUUGAUAAUAAAUCAGCAGAAGUGAUUACAAGUAAUGACGAUAACUCAUUGAAAGUAGGAUCGGUAAUCGGAAGAAGCUUACGACGUAGAAAAUCGUCAAUUGACGUCGACGCUAGUUCAAUUAAAGCAUUAGAGUCUACCGCAACGGCUUUACCGACGACAAUGGUACCAGUGAAGAGCGUUAAUAAUUGCGACAAGGAGACAGACAAUGAGGGUGAAGGAGCAGUACUGGAACAACGAGAACAGGAAAAAAAUAAAGACGCCAAGGAGGAGGCUGAUGCUGCUGCUGCCAGUGCCAGCGCUGCUGAUGAUAGCAAGAACGACGACGACUACGACGAGGACUACGAAGACAAUGAGAGUGAAGAAAAGAAGAAACUUGUGACAGCUGAUUUAGUGAGUUUAAGUUUCGAGCAUCUUCAGCAGGAGUCGAGUAACUCUAACAUUGACAGCGGGAAAGAAAAUUCCUCGGAGACGCCAGUCAACAUAUCAAAGCCCAAAGUAUCGCGGCCUAAAAAGUCACGGGGUUCAAAACGUGAUCGCGUUGUCAAGCGAACGUUAAAUAACGUAAUUGGAAUUCUCACUGAAGGCGUUAAUAUUCCAGUUGAAGUUCAGCAGAGUGUUGUACUUACUGUGCAAACCUCCAUUGACAAUAAUAUUAGUCUGAAUACUGGCAUUAAUAAUAACAACCAUACCAACACCAACACUAACACUAAUUCUAAUUCAAAUUCUAACAGUAGUAAUAACAAUCAUAAUAAUAGCAGUAACAGUGCGCCGGCUGCUCAAAAUAAUCGAACGGAAUUAGGUGAUAAUAAUAAUACUACCGCUGAUAAUGCCAACGCAGUAGUAGUGUCUAAUAGCGCAGCUAAUGAAAAUAUUGUUGACGAUGCCCGUAAUAUGAUUGAGUGUGUUGCUAAUGACGGUAAAGAUGAAACAGCGAGUCAAGAAAUCCAGCGCGAUGUUAAUAGUUCUGAUGAUAAUUCCGAACCGCGGGUCGCUAAUACACAAGUCGAGUUGAGCCGAGCUGAUAAUGCGAUUUGCAAAUCGAGUACUGCAUCCCCAGCAUUAACAGCAGCUCCAGUAUCGACAUCAGUUCCGACACCAGCAACUGCCAACACUGAACCGACUAAUGACAUUAUUUUGGAUCUCUCAAGACGUAAACCCAGAGGCAAAGGUUCGUUUUUAGAAAAAAUAGUAUCGAAAAUAGCCAAGCAAAAAGACGCGUUGCUGGAGGGCGAAGUUGGUUCAUUGCUUGAUCAUGCGGCUGAUGAGCUCAGCAUUAUUUUAGACGAAGUUGGCCCGACUUUUGAACCGACAACCACAAGUACAACAACAAAUACUGACACAAGUACCGUGGUUGUUAAAUUAGCGGGUAAAAAAGAUGAAGCUGAAGGAUGUGGAGGCGGAAUAUCUGAGAGCAGAGAUGAUAAAAGUUUAAUUGAUACGGAAAAUGGUAAUAAAGAAGUUGAGUUUAUGGAAAGGGAGCUAGAGAACAAGAAUAAGGAACAAGAGAUCCCGUUAGUGCUAGAGCAAGAGCUAGAGAAAACCAAGACAGAGGAUACUUUAAUUAUUCGCGAAAGUUUACCUACUCAGGAAUCAUUAAAUACUAAUCUUUUAGAAUCAGUUACAAGUAAUGAUACACAGUGUAAUGAUACUUUUAAGUCAAAUGAUAAAGUGAUAAUUGGUAAUUCCGAGGUAAAUAAAAAAAAGCGGUCGUUAGAAAUUGUCGAGACUAAAAACAAACGCAAGUCUGUUGAAGAAGAUGAAUUAGAGUGCAAUCGUAUCGAGGAGGAUUUGUGCUUAGCUGAUAUUAUGAAGUUGAUAAAUAAUGCUAAGCGCGAAUCAUCCUCGGAGGUUGCUAACGAAUUAAAUGAAGAAAUACGCCCGGGUAAGAGAAAAAAUAUCGACUCGAAAAUAAAGGGUGACGAUAAUGACUACAAAGAGGGUAAAGUUCUGAGUACGGGUGAUAAAAGUGAUGCAAAAACUGAUGUUCUCUAUGCAAAUAAAAAGACUAAGCUCUGUGAUGAAGACAAAGAUGACAAAAUAUUGGGCGAGUUUGAGAAUAUUAAAGCGGGUUGUGAUAUAAAUAAUUUACAAGCUCAGAAGAUAAAAAAGCCCGAUGAUAAAAUAAUUAUUGACAGCGUUAAAGUUUUGAGUGAUUUAGCGGGAAAGCCAAGCCCUAAACGUAAAACUAAAUCCAAAGAAUUUAUUACGAGUGAUAAAUUUAAUUUUAAUGAACAAGUUGCGUCCAAAGAUUCGGUUUCAAAUUUAAAUACCGCGUCGAUUACUGAAAUAACUUCAAUUCCCAUUUCAACUUCAAGUUCUUCUAGUAAUAUUAAUAACUCUGAUAAUGUGGAAAGUUCAAACGAUAUUUCAUUAAGCAUUGAUCAAACUAUUUUAUAUGUUAGCAAAGCGGAAGAGUUUAAAAUAGAUGAGAAGCCAAUAAAAUCAAAAAAGCGACGCGGGAAAAAAAGGUCAUUGGCAAAGGAACAUUUGCAGUUGCCGGAAGAUAAAUCAAUUGGAGAUAUUAAUAACACGGUUACGGAGCUGACGAAAGAGACGGAACCAGUGGAUGAGUCAUUAAAAAUUCCUGACGAUCAGAUUCGGGUUCAGGUUCAGGUUCAGCAAACAAAGACCCGGGGCUCAAAAAAGAAACCACUCAAUGACCAUUCAGCGGAAGAUAAAAUAGUUGCUGCGAAUCUGCGUAAAAAAUCAAAAGAACGACGAGAUGUUUCAUCUGGGGCUGAUAGUAAUCAGAAUGACAGCAAAGAAAAAUUAACUUCUGAACCGCGACCUCGCGGCCGUAGGCCCAAGCGUAAACCCAGUGACGCUGAUGUUACUUUUCAAAUUCCUACACCCAAAGAUACUAAGCAGUCUAAUGACGCUGAUAAUAUAAAUGACACGUUAAUUGAACGACGUAAGACUUUGAAAAGGAAAGCUAAAGAGAAUGUGUUUUUAAUUGAAGAUUUACUCGAUUUUGGUGAUGACUUAGACAGCGACUCGGAGUCCGUUGUUUCUGCUGCUAUCAAAAUUUCUCAGACUAAUGACCAUACUUCUGUGGAAGUGAGUAAAGAAUCCGAUAAAGUGGAAACUAGUGUGGAAAAUAAGUCGACGGAUAAUAUUGAACAAGUUAAAGUUGAUAAAAAAAUAGUGUCUGGGACUGACGAAGCUCUUGAGCUUCAACCACCGGCUGCAGAGGUCGUCGUAGAAGGACCAGUAGCAGUAGCAGAAGCAGAAGCAAAAGUAGGAGCAGUAGCAGCGGAUGAAUCGGGAAAAGAGAACCCAGACAAUCAAAUCGAAGAUAGUUCGAGUUUGAAAAAACGUGCGUCGGGUAAUUUUGCUGUCGUCCAUACUAAAUCUGGGGAAAUUCUUAUCGUUGAGAAGAAGAAAAAAUUCACAAAAGAAGCUGCUAAAUUUUUCUGCCAAAUUUGCACGACUAGUUUCACGCGGAAGAGUUCCCUGAAGAAACAUAGUUUGUCCCAAUCGCAUCUGAUACAACUGAGCAAAAUUGUCGAGAUUGAAGAGGAGAAUGCUAUUAAUCAGCAGCAGAAUCAACAGCAGCAAGAGGAAUCAAUGUCCCAUGAUGACGCCACUGUGUCGUCUAUCGAUCGCUGCGAAACAGUUGCCGGAAAUUCAGAAGCUGACGCUUCACGGGCUUUGACUUCGGCUUCAAUUACGCAGGAGAAAGAUAAAGACGAUACUGAAAAAAUUGAUGGCUCUGCUGAUGACAGAAAUAAAAAAGAUGAUGAGUUUAAAGAAAUUCUGCCUGAGGAACCUCUGAAUGAAGUGGCUAAAAAAGAUUUGCCGCAGAGUAAUACCGAAGAAACUAGUAUUAAAGCUAGUAGUUUAAAUCCUCCGCUGCAAACAUCGGAUCUUGAAGACGAGCUACUUGAUGAAGAAAUUUCUAAAAUAACUGAAAACAUGACUCACGAUGAGUACGUAUUAACAGAUCAAAUAAGUCCGCUACCCGAUGGCACUUCAACGCCAUUGAAACAAACCGCAGACUCACUUUCGGAAGUCCAGCGUAAAAUAAAUCUCGCUGACGAGCAUUUGGAUUUAGACUCACCGCCUUUAGCUGAUAAAGUAAUAACUCAAGUACACUCGAAUAAAGAUAAUGAUGUAAAUGCCUCAUUUAAUAGCGCGAUUAAUAAUUUAGUAGAUAAACGAGAGCAUAAACAGGUAAUUAAUAAUAAAUAUGAUGAUAAUGUUCCAACUAAUUUGCUGCCUUCCCAAAAUAAUACUGAUCAAUUAGUGAUGCUUGAUAAAAUCAAUUUGUUGUCAUCAACGGUGUUGACGUCAUCGCAGUUGCUGACAAGUGAUUCGAAACUGAGCUUAGACUUUUCAAAUAUCACUGAAAAAUUAAAGAGCAAUGAAUUUAUAAAGAAUAAUAAAAAUUCAAGUUUAAUUGAAUUUGAUAGCGACGAAGAUUCAAGGAAAAGUGUAUCACGUGACAUACAAAAAUUAUUGAGCGCCGAGCAAUCAAAUUUAGGUGGAGAGUACGAGGACAAUGAAGGUGAUAAAAAUUUAUCUUGCGAUAUCGAAAAUAAGAGCGAGGACGUGACUAAAAAAAAUAAGAAAGAAAAAGAAAAAGAAAAGGAGAAGGAGAAGGAGAAGGAAAAGGGUUUAAUUGUCGGAAUGAAUAAAAAUUUUGUUGAUGAUAAUGUUAAAGACAACAGCUUUGAUUUGAAUAUUAAAGUGUCCAAGUCACGAGUCAAGAAGAGUCGGGGAAAUAAAAAUAAAAAGUUUACAGAGGGCAGUAAUAACAGCAGCAGUGAUAGCGAGUAUGAUAACGAUAAAAAAGAUACCGCGGGGCAAAAUAAAAGUAAAAUUGUAAAGAGUGUGUUUGGACGGGCGUUGACUGCCGGGGAAAAGGCUGAUAAAGUUAAAGAAGUACUCGAUGACUGGGUGUCAAAAUCAGACAGCGAUUCGCAUGACGACAGGACAAAUAAUUGGCGCAAUUGGAAUAAUGAAAAGAAAAAUAAUAAAGUGGACAAGUCUGAAAAAACAAAAAAUGCGACGCAGAAUAAGAAAAUCGAUCAAUCAGUUGCUGGAUCAUUGGAGGGAAAGUCGUCGUCGUUAAUGUCUGAGCAGAAUGAAUUUACGAAUUCACGAUGUCGACAAAGUAAAAAACGGGCGGAAGAAAGAAUCUCACGAGCAUUCGAAGAAGAAUCAAUACCUUACGAACUGGCGUAUGAAAUCAGUAAGCAAUCAAAUUUAAUUAAAAAUUCAAAAGAUAAAGAAAAAGAUGAAAAUGUUUAUGAUUUUAUUGAAGAAUCAAUAAAGUCGUGUGAUAAAUUAAAUAAUAAGAGUAAAGAUGAGUUUAUAAAUAAAAUAUUAGCAAAUAAUGAUAAAGUUGAUGAUAAAAAUGAUGAGGAAUUAAUGUCGAUUAACAACGAGGAUAAUUGUUUAAAGGAUUUAAAUGACAAAAUAAAUAAAACUGAUGAAUUUUUAUUUAAUGACACAAAUUCAUUGGAAUCAAUUCAUACGCGUGUACCCAGUUGCCCGCGCGAGCGUUCUUCGACGCCAGACAUGGUUUCACUUACGACACGUGACUCGGAAAAUGAUAUCGAAGCUCCCACUGAUAUUGACAAUGAUAAUGAUAACAAUUAUGACAACGACAAUGACAAUAAUGAUGAUGAGAACGAAGAAGAAGAAGAUAUUGUCUGCGGUCGUUUAUCGCCUUCUUAUGCGAGUAAUUUACCUGACAGCUCGCGAGACAGUGCAACUACAAUCAGCAAAGAUAAUAAUGAAGACGAUGACAAUGACAAUGACAAUGACAAUGAGGAUGAUGAAAGUAUAAAAAUAACUAGGCGAUGUUCGAGCGAAUUUUCAGGGGAAAAAAUAAUAAUACGCUCGUCGAAUGAGGAGAGCAGAUCGGGUGUGGUCACUAUUGCCCCGACGGACGCUAUUGAAGACAACGCGUUGGAUGUUCCGCCUCAGGAGACUCAAGAGCUCACUAAAAAAUCAUCACGAGAGGGAAAAGUUUUGAAUUUUGAUGAGGAAUUAUUUGUUGAGUGCUGCUCUAGAUUGAAAGCUACCACUGAAAAUGAAUUGAGAGGAGCGAAAAAAAUUAAAUUGGAUCAUACGGAUAAUUACAGCAAAGAUGAGCAUCAGGAUAACAGAAAUCGUGCGCACUGGAAGGAUGUCGAGAGCCAAAAUAGUCUGGGAAGUCUUCUUGAGUCUGUUAAUCAGUUACUCGGCGAAGAAAUGUACAACCGCGAGAAUGACUAUCAGAAACGUAAUAGAAGUUUGCGAAGCAGCGAGAGACUUAGUCCAGUUUCCGAAGUUCAGACAGACUUUGUACGACCGGAAAAUCUUAGUUAUGAAGACAGCUUGGACGUCGCUUUCGAGCACAACAACAAACUGAGGGACAAAAUACAGCAGCGUAUGCGGGAAAGUGAAAAUUUAAUUGCCACCACAUUUGCUCACAAGAACGAUACGAAUAUCAAUGCUAAUACUCAUCCCAAUAUCAAUACCAAUACUAAUUAUAAUUACAACAAUAACGAUGAUCGUCGUCAUCACCAUCAUCACCACCAUCACCGCAAUCAUCACCACCGGCAUAGUCAUCGCAAAGACAAAAGUUACGAGAAUUCUAAUAAUUCCGAGGCGUUUAUUGCCGUCGAUGAUGGUGAUGGUUAUGACAGAGAUAAAGAGACUAAAUCUGUUACUGGGGAAUCGAUGGCUAUUAAAAAUAAAAUAGAAUCCAAUUUUGAUGGUUUAUUGGAUAAAGCAUUGUCCAAUAUACUUCAUAAUAACGGCAAGCAUGAUCACAAUGGCUCAACUCCGAUGAAUGUAUUGGCAGAAUUAGCGUGCGCGCAAGUACCAACGUCAACAAUAUCAGAAGCUAAAAUAAACCGAGAAAAAUUAUCAAAGAUAAAAAGUUUUUCACCCUCUAAUGAUAACGAUUGGACAAGUUUACAAAGUAAUGAUAAAGCUGAUAAAGAUCAACCAAAGAAACCUCUGAGGAAUCCAAUUAAAGAACUUUUUGAACGUAAAAAUGAACUCAACGACAGAAAACACCACCAUCAUCAUCAUCACCAUCACUAUCACCAGCAGCAGCAGCAAGAAAAAUUUAUCUCACUGAAUUUUCAGAGCGAUUCAUUUGGAUUAAAGCAGCACAAUAAAAAUAAAAAAAUAAAACGUCAAGAUGAUGAGUACCAUCCAUUGAUACGCAAAAGUCCCUUUGGCUUCGGUAUGCAGGAGCGCAAGAAACGACGUGGUGAUAAAAAGCGAAACGAUGUACAGAACAAAGUCAAAGACGUUUACGAGUUCGACGACGAGGAUAGUCAAGCGGAAUCGGGAUUCAAUUCAACGCUCUCGCUCUACAGAAGCAGGAGUGAAAAAGCUUACGAAGUUAAUUGCAUUAAAACAAAAGAAAUUAAUGUAGGAGAUUUGGUGUCUAAGACCAUUACUAAAUCACUGGACGGAGAUAAACCCGCGGACUCGAUGGACAAAAGACUUGAGAGUAUGAUCGAGCGUAAAUUUAAAGAAAUGGAAUCGUCGAUACCCAAAACAAAGGGGGCGUUGAAGUCUUUUAAUCUUGAAGAAAAGCAGCAGCAGCAGCAGCAAUCAAUCACCGGACCCAUGGACAGUUUUGUAGAACGUAAAAGAUCAAAACGUACGGGUGAGUUAACCGCAAAACACAAGUCCAAAAAACGAAGUAAAAAUUCAAAGAAACGGUCGCGCAAUGCCUGGUAUGAGGAUGACAGCUCUGAUGAAUUUGUGACCGCGAUAAAGGCCGAUGGCAUUGGAGUUGGCAUAUCUAAGAGCCAGAGAACGUGCUCUAAAGGCAAGCAGAAUUUGUUCGCCGAACUAUCAAGCUCUUCUGACAGCGAGUACGAGGAUAAAGAUGAGCUUAAAAAUUUGUUCCGAGAUGGAAGACCGUUUGAUGGACCGAUCGGGGAAACGCCGGACGGGAAGAUCUGUCCGAAAGCCGAUGGAGAGUUUAAUAAGUCUAAUGAAGAAGCGGACAUUGAUUGGAUCAACGGCGCUCACUCGCGGGAGGAAAGCAGACACGAGUUCGAUAAUAAAAAGAAUGUUUCCGAGUCUGAUAUGUCUGAUCGACCGUUGAUUAUCGACGAGCGCAAGGAGAGUGAGCAUGAUGACGUUAGUGUCAAUGGUAAUGAUAAUUAUAUUUAUCAGGCCAACAAUGAUAACGAUAAUGACAAUGAUAAUGCUGAGGAUGAUGACGAAACAGACAAUCGUUCAGAACCAGCCUUCGAGUUAGAUGAUUUGUACCGCGAAGACAGCUCCGUUAUUGCUUCAGACUCCGAGGACAGCGGCAACGAUGAUGAUAAAAAUGCCGAGAUCGAAAAAGAUAAUUAUGAUGAUGAUCAUAAUAAAGAAAAGGAUGAAUUUAUUCCAUUAGAUAAAGCCUUGGAUUUAUUAGACAACACUGAUACUGAUAAUGAUGAAUCGAUUCCAUUAGAAAAAGCUCUGGCUUUAUUAGACAGCACUGAUAAUGUUGAAAAAAUAUUUGAUGGAUCUGCUGUCGGAUCUAGAUCUAGAUCUAAGUCCAAAUCGAAAUCGAAAUCUAGAUCAGCGUCACCUCAAGAAAAAAUAAAUUACGAAGAAGUAGAAAGUAAAUUGUCGAUUGCUAAUGAUGAUUGCGAUGACGAUAAUGAUGAUUUGGCGGACGACUUACCAGAAAAACUAACGACUAAUGAAAAGCCAGAGGAAAAACCAUCGGACAAUCUACCGCUCCAUGUUUUUCUGAGCAGGAAAGUUCAAGAAUCAAAGAAGCGCAAAGAAGAGCAAUUGAAAAAAUUAAAAAAACAAGAAGAAGAGGAAGAAGAGCGUGCGGCUCUGACGAUCAAUAUGGAAUUCCAAUCGACGCGUCGACAAAGAAAGUGUGCUAUUGGUAAACAAGGUUUGUUGGCUGAAAUAAGCAGCUCCGACGAGGAAUACUAUUUCAAAGAGACAGGGAAGCGCGGGGCCAAUGAUAAAAUAGAUAACGGGUGCGACAAGUCACGGCGACAGAAGCGCGAGUCCAAGGAGAAAAAGAAGGAGCGGUACAUUGAGAAGAAGCAUGAGCAGAUGAUUGCUAAAGAGCAGAAAGCCAUUGAAGAGGAAAUUUUACGUGAGCUCGAAUUAAAGCGAGACGCCAACAAUAAGGAGCUCGAUGUUGCUAUCGAUAUUGAUGCUGAUGUUGACGCUAAUACUGUUGCCGUUGCUGCUCCUGUUGUUAAUAAGGACACCGGGGGGAAAAAAAAUUUAUCUAAGGACGUUAUCAGUGAGGGCAAUAGCGCCAAGAAGAAGCAUCGAGUGAGCAAGAAGAUUUCUGGUGAUUUUAAAUGUAAUAAAGACAAAGAUAAAUUUAGUAGUGAUACAGAAAAUAAAUGUGAGAAAAGUACUGAGGUUAAGAAAAAUAAAAAUAAUAUUGGCGCUGGUAAAAAGGAAUCACAGUCGCGAAAUUCUUCAAACACAAAUUCUAAUUCUAAUAAUAGUAAUGGUAAUAGCAUUAGCAAUAGUAAUAGUAAUAAUACUAAUAGUAGUGGUAAGAAAUCUGCUGUCAGGACAAAUAGAAAAUCAACCAAUAAGAGAAAUAACAAAAGCACCCAUGAAAAUCCCCGUACCAACGGCAGUGGGACCGACGACGAAGAGCUCAGGACCACUAAGUCCUGGAACAAAGUCGAAGAGGGCGUAGGAGUCGCUAUCGGACGGCGAAAAAGGGCCGCCGCGAACCAACUUUACUACUGGUCGAGUUCCAGCGACGACGACGAGGAAUUCAUCCAGCCCUCGAAGACCGUCGAGGAAGAAGACGACCGUCAGGAACAGCACGGAUGGAUCGUCGGCGACUCUCACAAAAAAAUGAUAACGAUGUUGGCCAUGGAGAAGAAGCUCAAAGAAAAGCGACGCAGGAGCGAGGAUGACUGUAACGGAAAAAGUAAAAAUAAGAAACAUAGAAAUAGUACGUCUUGAUACGUGUUUCACGAUUAGGUUAAUUAUUAGAAUAAUUGAUUUUGAUUUAUUAAUUAACUCGUAAUACUGGUCAGCAUAAUUAUUUAAAUAUGUAGGUUGAUGUUAUCGUUAAUUAAGUUUACAUAAUUAGUUAUUUUUUUGUCCUGUACAGCGAUUACAUAAUAAUAUAAUUAUGAUAAAUUUGAGACUGGUUAUUUAAAAUAUUCAGCAAGUGUAAUUUAACAAUAAACUGCCAGGAAACGCUUAUGAAAAACUUAAAAAAAAUUAUAAGCAAACAAGUGUAUACUCAUGACCGAGAUUUUUUCCUGCUUUGCGUCGUGAUUUUAUUUAAAUAAGUAAUUAUUUAUAUUGUUUCCUCGCGUUUUAAUAUAAGUAUAUACAUAUUAUAUAUAUUGAUAACUAUAAGCUUGAGCUAAAAAAUAACUUUAUAAAUAAUAGAUAAGUAUGAGUGUAUUGAUUAUCGAUAAUUAGUUAUAUUGUUUUAUUGAUAAUUAAAAUUUUUCAUUGGCCACUGAAUUUUUCCACUAAUUAGUAAUAGUAAUUUGAGUUCUUUUAUGGACAAUGCAUUGAUAAAUUUAAAUGGGUCCAAUUAGAAUUUUGUUGUUGGCUUAUUUGUGAUUUAAAAUCAAUCAGAAGUUUAUUUUUUUUUUUUAAAUUUGAAUUUGUGCAGUAAGUUUAUGAAUAAAUUAACGCGGCGUUAAUUGGAUUUUUUUAAAGUAAAAAUUAAUGUUUGAAUGUCGGGUUGCUUUGUAAUGAAAUUUCGUUUGUUUUAGGAUCUCAUUGUAGUAGUUUUUAUAAUUUAUAAGAUAGUAUAGUAAUGAUAAUUAUUAUAAUUGUAAGGUAAUUUGAAUAGAUAAGCUUACGAUUAAUAAUCUCGACGAGAGUCAUAACUUCUUUUGUAAAGUUACAUUUCAAUAAUUUAUUGAAAUUAAAAUUAAAGAACUGCACAUAUAAAUAAAUAUAUAUGGAGAUAAAUAUAUAUAUAUAUAAAUAUAUAUAUAUAUAUAUAUAUAUAUAUAUAUAUAUAUAUAUAUAUAUAUAUA
Molecule: messenger RNA, 17297 nt
Organism: Microplitis demolitor
Lineage: Eukaryota; Metazoa; Arthropoda; Insecta; Hymenoptera; Braconidae
Exons: 6
Coding region: 901-16254 (5117 amino acids)
Source: RefSeq, a predicted model, not a curated record